Molecule: messenger RNA, 1839 nt
Organism: Camellia sinensis
Lineage: Eukaryota; Viridiplantae; Streptophyta; Magnoliopsida; Ericales; Theaceae
Source: RefSeq, a predicted model, not a curated record
AUGCUUCCUUCUCUGUCGGAAUUGAGAUUGCGAGGUUGUGAGCUUCACAACUUGCCUCACUCUAUACCAAACAUAAAUUUCACUUCCCUUUCCGUCCUUGAUAUCUCUGAUAACAAUUUCAACUCUUCAAUACCUCAAUGGUUGUUAAAUAGAAGUUCCCUUUUGCAAAUAUAUCUUUCUAGUAGUUAUAUGAAGACCUCUGUUUCUGAUAUCCCAUGGGGAAACCUCUGUAACUUGAGAACUUUAGAUUUAUUCGAAAAUCAAAUUAACGGAGACAUAAGUGAACUUAUAGGGGGUUUGGUUGAAUGCAGCAACAGUAGCUUAGAAGAUUUAUGGUUAGGAAAUAACCAAGUUAGUGGACAGUUGCCAGAUUAUUCACUAGCACGCCUUCAGAACUUAAGAUACCUUCUACUUUUUAUUAACUUAAUCUUAGGCCCAAUCCCAGCAUCAAUUGGAAGGUUGUCCAAAUUGGAGAUGUUAGACCUCUCUUUUAAUCAAAUGAAUGGGUCCAUACCAGAUGGCAUCGGAAAACUUGCAAACUUAAACUUCUUGUUACUUGAUAACAAUUACUGGGAAGGUGCUCUCUCCCAAAAUCAAUUGCAAGGUCUCACAAAAUUGCAGAGUUUCAGAAUAUCAUCGUCGAACAAAAGUUUAAUCUUCAAUAUGAGCCGCGAAUGGGUUCCUCCUUUUAGCCUAACAGAAAUCACAGUCCGGAACUGUCGAUUGGGUCCCAGAUUUCCAGCAUGGCUAAGUGAUCAAAAACGACUUUCUUAUAUAAGGCUCACAAACGUUGCCAUUUCAGAAACAAUACCUUAUUGGCUUUGGGAGUUAUCUCCGCAGAUUUUUUGGUUAGAUCUUUCUUGUAAUUGGAUACAUGGAGUGCUUCCUAAUUCAUUAGUAUUUUCUAGAGCGUAUCUAGUGGAUUUAAGUUUCAAUUGCUUAGAGGGUUCACUCCCAGUUUGGCCUAAUGUGUCACAUCUCCUCUUGGCAAACAAUUUAUUUUCAGGAUCAAUUCCCAUGAACAUCGACCAAAUGAUGCUGUCAUUGGAAGUUGUUGAUUUAUCUGGGAACUUCCUAAAUGGUAGCAUCCCAUUGUCCGUAGGUUUAUCCGGAAACAAUUUAUAUGGUGAGAUUCCAAGUUCAAUUUGCUCACUACCAGUGCUUUUUUGGUUAAAAUUAAGCAGCAACAAUCUUUCUGGGGAACUCUCUUUUGCAUUCCAGAACUGCAAAGGCUUGACUAUGCUUGAUCUUGGAGAAAAUCGAUUCUACGGGAACAUACCCAAAUACAUUGGAAAAGACUUCUUAUCACUAUCAGAACUGCGCAUACGAGCUAACUUGUUCAGUGGAAAUAUUCCUGAACAACUAUGCUCUCUUACUCACCUCCACAUCCUAGACCUCGCUCUUAAUAAUUUAUCAGGAUCCAUUCCAUCAUGCUUGGGAAAAUUGGGUGCUCUGAAUUCAUUGAUAUCAUAUAGCCCAUAUAAACCCUCUAGGAGUGACCUCAACAAUCUUCAGGGAGAGAUCCCAGAACUAAUAACAAAUCUCUCAACCUUGGGUACCUUAAAUUUAUCCCACAACCAACUGACAGGGAAAAUACCAGAGAAGAUUGGAAGCUUACAACAGUUAGAAACACUUGAUCUCUCAUGCAACCACCUUUCAGAUCCAAUUCCUCCAACCAUGUCCUCUAUGACCUCACUAAACUCAUUGAAUUUGUCAUUUAAUAAUUUGUCUGGACCAAUUCCCUCCGUCAACCAGUUCCUAACCUUCAAUGAUCCUUCUAUUUACGAGGGUAACCCAGAACUUUGUGGGCCUCCAUUGUCAACCAAGUGUGAUGCCUAA